Molecule: messenger RNA, 558 nt
Organism: Neltuma alba
Lineage: Eukaryota; Viridiplantae; Streptophyta; Magnoliopsida; Fabales; Fabaceae
Product: TMV resistance protein N-like
Exons: 4
Coding region: 1-558 (185 amino acids)
Biological process (GO): defense response
Molecular function (GO): ADP binding
Source: RefSeq, a predicted model, not a curated record
AUGCAGAACUUAAUCAGGGAGCUUAAGGAAGUCGGAGGCACCUUAUUUGAUGAGCAACAGAUUCAAGCUGUCAUGAGAUCUCUCCCAGCAAGUUGGGAUACCAUGAAGCACACAAUUACUCAUAACGAGAGUAUAAAAACCUUUGCUGAUGUAGCUCGCCACCUCCAACUGGAGGAUGACCGAAUGGAAACUGUGAAACCUAUCAACUCAGGGGCCACAGACCACGUGAGCAAGGAUCAUGGCAACUUCACAGAAUUUCGUCGAAUCAUCAUAACAAAUAGAGAUGAGAAAAUCCUUGAUAGGCAUGGAGUGGAUAAAGUUUACAAGAUUGAACUGCUGAACGGCGAAGAAGCUGCCCAACAUCUUAGUAGAAGAGCAUUUAGAAGUGAUGAUCCUAAUAAUGAAUUUGAAGAGUUGAGUCAUAGACUUCUACAAUAUGCUAAAGCACUUCCAUUAGCAAUCAAAGUGUCAGGUUCCUCUUUGUUUAAGCUCCAACAAUCAGAGUGGGAAGCACAAGUAGAUAGAUUGAAAGAAAAUCCCAACCAAGAGGAAGACUGA